Meloidogyne enterolobii is the source of this 673-nucleotide messenger RNA. NCBI's taxonomy places the organism in Eukaryota, Metazoa, Nematoda, Chromadorea, Rhabditida, Meloidogynidae. The record is from the annotation of a GenBank genome assembly.
AUGCGUUGUGAAUGUCUGAGCGAACAAGAAGUCAAGGUUCUCUGUGCUAAAGCUCGUGAAAUCCUCAUGCAAGAAGGGAAUGUUCAACGGAUAGAUGCGCCCGUCACAAUUUGUGGCGACGUCCACGGCCAAUUUCACGAUUUAAUGGAACUUUUCCGUGUUGGUGGCCAAGUCCCUGAAACAAAUUAUCUUUUUCUUGGAGAUUUUGUGGAUCGUGGAUUUUACUCUGUUGAGACGUUUUUGCUCCUUUUGGCUUUAAAAAUUCGUUAUCCUGAUAGAAUGAUGCUAAUUAGAGGAAAUCAUGAGUCUAGACAAAUUACUCAAGUUUAUGGAUUUUAUGAUGAGUGUCUUCGAAAAUAUGGUUCAGCUGUUGUUUGGCGUUGUUGUACAGAAGUAUUUGACUGUUUAAGUUUAUCAGCUGUAAUAAAUGGAAGAAUCUUUUGCGUUCACGGUGGAUUAUCACCAAGUAUUCAAACAAUUGACCAAAUUCGUACAAUUGAUAGAAAACAAGAGGUUUUUGGAAAUUUUGAAGAUUUUUUAGAAUGAAAUGAUUUAUUUUUAUGUUCUGGUCCUUAAGGUCGGGGAGGGGAUGGAAACAAAAAUUUUUAUUUUUGCCUUGGACCAUUCUUUUUUUUGUCCUUUUAUUCUGUCCGCAGAUUGAGUUGGUUUGAUA